Cotesia congregata is the source of this 1050-nucleotide messenger RNA. The record is from the annotation of a GenBank genome assembly. Lineage: Eukaryota; Metazoa; Arthropoda; Insecta; Hymenoptera; Braconidae.
AUGCCGGGAGCGGAUAAAAGAAAAGCUGGAGGUGGUGACGAGAUUUUGGCUUUGGUUCCAGCAUCAAAACGCACAAAAAAUGAAGUUGUUUUUAGCAGCCGGGAAAAAGCCGUCAUUCAAAGUGGACCACCAAGAACAUCCUCAUUAUCUUCUCCAAUUAUGUUGCUGGAAGGACAUCAAGGUGACAUAUUUUCUUUGGAGUUCCAUCCAGAAGGACAGUAUUUAAUUUCUACAGGUUUUGAUCGUCAAAUUUACAUAUGGAAUGUUUAUGGAGAGUGCGAAAAUAUCGGUGCAAUGUCCGGCCACAGUGGAGCAGUAAUGGAAAUUCACUUCAGUCCAGAUGGUAACUUUGUUUACACAGCAAGUACUGAUAUGACUCUCGGUCUCUGGGACUUUAUCGCCGGUACUAGGAUCAAGAAAUUAAAAGGACACAGUGGGUUUGUAAAUUCAGUGGGUGGAGCGCGUCGAGGACCUACACAAUUGUGCUCUGGUAGUGAUGAUUGCACUGUAAAAAUAUGGGACCCGCGUAAGCGGGGCCAGUGUAAGACCCUCGAGAAUUCUUACCCGGUAACUGCAGUGACAUUUAAUGACACAGCUGAGCAAGUGAUAAGCGGUGGAAUUGACAACGACAUUAAAAUUUGGGAUCUGAGAAAAGACGCAGUGCUUUACAAAUUAAAAGGACACACUGACUCAAUAACCGGACUGAGACUAAGUCCCGACGGGUCUUAUAUCUUGUCAAAUUCUAUGGACAACUCACUUCGUAUUUGGGACGUCAGACCGUUCGCACCUUUUGAGAGGUGUGUUAAAAUUUUUACAGGACACCAGCAUAAUUUUGAGAAGAAUUUAUUGCGUUGUGCCUGGUCUCCAGAUGGCAGCAAAGUCUCUGCUGGGUCUAGUGACAGGUUCCACUACAUCUGGGACACCACCAGCCGGAGGAUUCUUUAUAAGUUACCGGGACACAAUGGGAGUGUUAACACUGUUGAUUUUCAUCCCAAAGAACCAAUUGGUAAUUUUUAUCAUUAAUUUUUUUUAAAGUAGCAAUAAGAUUAA